UGACGUCAGCGGGCUGCGUUGUUGCAGAGUCACUGCGACGGUUCGACUGUAAACAAGCGGCAGCACCGGAGCCCAGAACCGGGCCUUGACCACGGCCCCGCUGCUCCCCCACGGUGCUCACUUCUGCUGUUGAAACGUGACUUAUUUUGCUGAUCCGAGUGUCCGUGAACGGUUCCGUUACCGGAGGUUCGAUUCGUGUUUUCGCGGAGACCGUCGCUGGGAGCUAGCCUCUGGAGCUAGCAUCAGGAGCUAGCCUGCUAGCCUCGCUGGCUAGUCAACAUCCGAGGGCCACCUCCGGGGAGCCACCCCGCAUGCCCCGGGUAUCUCCCUCUCCCCACCGCGGCCCGGUUAUCCUGAACCCUGGGUGGCUGGUCAGAGCGUCCUCCUCCCACCAUGGAGGCAGGAGGGAAGGACUGCGAGGAGGAGACGCUGCAGUCGGCGUUCAAGAAGCUCCGGGUCGACGCUGAGAGUUUACCCGGAGCUGUGAGCGUCUCGGAGGCGUUGACUCCCAGAGCGCCAUCACGAGUCGGUCUGGAGACCAGCGGAGCCAAGCCCAAGCUGGGCUGCCCCAAGGACAACUGGCACGGCUGUAUGAGGAAAACCUCCAGAGGAGCCUCCAGAACUCAGCGGCGCCGGAGGUCCAAGUCUCCGAUCCUUCACCCCCCGAAGUUCACGUACUGCAGCCCGGCCACGGCUGCUGCCCUGUCGCCCCCUAGCGGCUGCCUGAAGCACCAGCGCCUGGCCGUGCCCGACCCGGCCGAGCCUCGUCCUGAUGGACUACCCGGCCCCUCGCUGGCCUCCCCGGCCCAGAAAGAGCUCUCGUCUUCGGUCACGCCGGGCCACAUCUCCCCGCUGGUGUUUGGGUCUCGUGCUGGUGAUGACACGCGUAUCGGGGGCGUGGUUCCCGAGAUCCCCGCCGUCAUUGUCGCGACGCCCUCCGGGCCGGACGGGAGGAGCUCCGGAGAGCCGAGCGAGGAGGGCGGUCCGGAGAAAAGUGCCUGCAAUGGAGCCGAGCCCGGAGCAGCGACACCCCGGAGAGACGGACCCGCAGAGGCCGCCGACUUCCGGGCUUUGUCCGAGCUCCACAGCAGCGGCUCUGCGGACGGCGGCCACGCCCCCUGCUCCUGCUCCCCGGAGGAGAGCGCUCAGGGGGCGGAGUCUGGGUGCCGGUGCCGAGCCGGUCACCGGGGCUGGCAGGGCGUCGAGGUGUACUCCUUCACGGGGCUCCGCAACGUCAUCUCGGAGUGCGAGAGGAACCUGCCGAGCCACGAGGACAGAACUCUGAGCGGUACCGCCGCCGCAGCCUCGUCGCCUUCGUCGUCCUCGUCGUCGGGCUCCCCGCGCUCGUGCUCGGAGCAGGCGCGAGCCUACGUGGACGACAUCACGAUAGAGGACCUUUCUGGCUACAUGGAGUAUUAUCUAUACAUCCCCAAGAAGAUGUCACACAUGGCAGAGAUGAUGUACACUUAGAGGCAGAGGAUGAUUAUUAUUAUUAUUAUUAUUAUUAUUAUUAUUAUUAUUAUUAUUAUUAUUAUUAUUAUAUCAGAUAAGGAAGUAAUACAGUAAAGAGGUUUUUUGUUUUCUGUUGAGGGAAGAAGAAUGUCAGCAGCAGCUAGAAGAAUGAAUCCGAGUGAAUCUCCAGCUGGAGUUUAACUGAUCUAACCAGGUCUAACUGUUUUCCAGUCCCUCGUCUUACAAGAGCCGACAGAAACACUCGACCGUCUCUCGUCAGUCGGACUACAGCCCCUCCUCGUUUGUGCUCUACUGAUCAGUUUGUUUGUUUCUUAAUCUUUCAGUUUACAAAUGAAGUUGCCAAAGCUCUUGGUGCGAGGUCUUGCAGUAGGAAUAUGCAAACUUGUAACGCCAAGUGUGGUUCUGUUUGUGGUGUCGUGACCUCGAGAGUCACCGUCUGGAUUUCAUUUCACUCAAUAAAGACGUUUUUGUUGGAAAAUGUG
Molecule: messenger RNA, 1955 nt
Organism: Stegastes partitus (bicolor damselfish)
Lineage: Eukaryota; Metazoa; Chordata; Actinopteri; Pomacentridae
Gene: oser1
Product: oxidative stress responsive serine-rich 1
Exons: 4
Coding region: 394-1470 (358 amino acids)
Biological process (GO): cellular response to hydrogen peroxide
Source: RefSeq, a predicted model, not a curated record